Messenger RNA from Opisthorchis viverrini, 2129 nucleotides. RefSeq lists its product as hypothetical. The transcript is spliced from 5 exons. Gene Ontology annotation, molecular function: endoplasmic reticulum signal sequence receptor activity; GTP binding; GTPase activity. NCBI's taxonomy places the organism in Eukaryota, Metazoa, Platyhelminthes, Trematoda, Opisthorchiida, Opisthorchiidae. Gene Ontology annotation, cellular component: cytosol; signal recognition particle, endoplasmic reticulum targeting. The record is from RefSeq and is a predicted model, not a curated record. Gene Ontology annotation, biological process: SRP-dependent cotranslational protein targeting to membrane; SRP-dependent cotranslational protein targeting to membrane, translocation. The coding region runs from base 31 to 1587 and encodes 518 amino acids.
GCUUUUCGUCCCGUACCAACCACGUGAAAAAUGGUGCUUGCGGAACUUGGCCGAAAAAUUACAUCCGCUCUAAGAUCUUUGGGCAAUGCAACAAUCAUAAACGAAGAUGUUUUAAACGGGCUUCUCAAGGAAAUCUGUACUGCACUCAUCGAGUCCGAUGUAAAUAUCCGGUUAGUUAAACAACUCAGAGAAAAUGUCCGGGCUGUGAUUGACUUUGACGAAAUGGCGGCUGGAUUGAAUAAGCGAAAGAUCAUUCAGUCUGCUGUAUUCGAGCAACUGGUUCAUCUGAUUGACCCGCAAGUCAAAGCGUGGCAACCGACGAAAGGCACAUCGAACGUCAUCAUGCUUGUUGGUCUUCAAGGUAGCGGUAAAACUACAACGGCCACCAAAUUGGCCUACUAUUAUCAGCGAAAAAACUGGAAAACAUGCAUGAUUUGUGCUGAUACUUAUCGAGCUGGUGCAUUCGACCAGUUAAAACAAAAUGCUACCAAGGCUCGCAUCCCUUUCUACGGUUCUUAUACGGAAACAGAUCCUGUUGUGAUUGCACGUGAUGGUGUGCAGAAGUUUGAAGACGAAUCGUUUGAAAUUAUCAUUGUGGAUACAAGUGGUAGACAUAAGCAAGAAGAUUCCCUGUUUGAAGAAAUGUUGCAGGUAUCCAAUGCUAUCGAACCAGACCAAGUCAUUUACGUUAUGGACGCGUCCAUUGGUCAGGCUUGCGAAGCUCAGGCGAGCGCCUUCAAGUCUAAGGUUGACGUUUCGUCUGUGAUUGUGACCAAGUUGGACGGACAUGCGAAAGGUGGCGGGGCACUCAGUGCUGUGGCUGCUACUCACAGUCCCAUUGUGUUCAUCGGCACUGGAGAGCAUAUUGAUGACUUUGAGCCUUUCCGGGUCAAGCCCUUUGUACAGAAGCUUCUUGGUCUUGGUGAUCUUGAGGGUCUCGUGGAACGAGUUACUGAAUUGAAGUUGGACGAGAAUGAAGAAUUGGUGAAGAAGCUGAAGCAGGGUGUAUUCACACUACGCAACAUGUAUGAGCAGUUUCAGAAUAUUUUGAAAAUCGGUUCCUUUUCGCAAGUCCUUUCGGCCAUUCCAGGACUUGGACAAGACUUGUUGGCCAAUGACCAAGAAAGUCACAAGCGUCUAAAACGCCUGAUGACCAUUAUGGAUAGUAUGAAUGACUACGAAUUGGAUUCAGACGAGGGCGCUCGACUGUUCAAUCGCCAACCCGGCCGUACUCUACGUGUGGCCCGUGGCGCUGGUGUGAGUCAGGCGGAAGUUAAGCUGCUACUCACACAACACACAAAGUUCUACAUGGUUGUGAAGAAAAUGGGUGGUAUCAAAGGUUUAUUCCAGACCGGCCCCCGUGCAGGUGUUAGUGGGCCUAGUGGACCGGGAGGCAAUCCACCAAGCUUGUCCGAGAUGGCUGCAGCCUCGCGCUCGGUGAGUGCAGGUCAAAUGGCCAAGCUCAAUCAGUCGAUGGCCAAGGUGUUGGACCCUCGGAUUCUGCAUCAGAUGGGCGGGAUGGCUGGCUUGCAGAAUAUGAUGCGCCAGCUUCAGACGGGCGGAGCUUUUGGAGGACGCAUGGGUUAAUCGGAAUGCUGAGUGCAUGGUACACAACCGGAACGUCUUUCGUUGCCAAUAUUCAGCCCAAUGGCCCUCUUUCCCCCACUCUAUGUACAGCGUUUUCAUCCUCAAUCGGCAAUCGACGUGUGUUUAGACCUACUCUACUAGGUCGGGCAGUGGUUGACUUCACUUUUUUUCGCCUAGGCAAUGUGUUCUUCUUUGAUUUGCAAUUUGCACGAUGACCGAACACUCGUUUGUACCUGCUGAAUUUUCACUCCACUGAUCGGUUGAAUCCGAUUCGGCUGUCUGGUUGAGUAUCAGGUUUACGCUUCCUUAUGAGUGGCGGCUGUUCCCUAGACACUUCAGGUAAUCUCACCAGAACGUAUCAUAUAUGCGUACCUACCCAGUUCAACACCGUUAGCUUACUGUAUUUUUAUAUCAGGUUGAGACAUGUUGACUCAGUAGAAGGCAUUUGGGAUGUUUGGUGGGUCUGGAAAGCGGUUACCAUGAUAGAUAGACGUGACGGUUACGUCUAUUCCUAACACUAAAUUCAUAUUUAUGUAAUUAGA